CUCCCCCUGACGGCUCUGUGUACGUGAGCGAUCCCGAGGCCCACCAGGUGCUGCGUCUGGAGAACACGGAGGGCGUGACGGACCCCUUGCGUAACACCGUCACCGUCGUGGGCUCGGGACAGCGCUGUCUCCCCGGGGAUAGGAACCAGUGCGGGGACGGAGGAAUGGCGAGGCACGCGCGCUUGACCUAUCCCAAAGGCUUGGCCAUCUCGUCGUCGGGUGAAAUCUACAUCGCCGACGGGACGAAUAUCCGCGUGGUGAGUCCAGCCGGCGAUAUCCACACGCUGAUCGGAGGCCACGACCACCGCUCCCACUGGGCUCCCGUCCCUUGCAACGGCACCAUCAACAUCGACCAGUUGCACCUCCGCUGGCCUACCGAGCUGGCCAUAUCUCCUCUCGACGGUUCCCUUCACAUCCUUGACGACCACCUGGUGCUUCGCGUCACGCCUGAUAAUCGAGUGCAGGUGCUGACGGGUCGGUCUCUGAACUGCCCCUUGCCGCCCCACGAGCCCUCAGAUAUGUCCCAGACGGCCCUGCUGCUCAACCCUCAGUCCAUUGCCUUCUCGCCGCAGGGUGAGCUGUACAUCGCGGAGAGCGAUACGCAGCGGAUCAACCGCGUCCGCAUCAUCACCAGCGACGGCCGCAUCAGCACCUUCGCCGGCGCCGACCCCGGCUGCAACUGCCGCGACGCCACCUGCUACUGCCACACCUACGACAACGUGUCGGCGACGUCGGCGAUUUUCUCGUCGAUCUCGUCCAUUUCUGUCACUCCCGACGGCGUCCUGCACGUGAGUGACCAGGCAGGGUACCGCGUGCGCUCCGUCAGAUCCCUCCUGCCGGAACUCAACGAGCGCAAACAGUACGAGAUCUUUUCCCCCGACACGCACGAGGUGUACGUGUUCAACCGCUUCGGCCAGCACCUGGAGACCCACAACCUGGUCACGGGCCAGACUAUCUACAAGUUCUCGUACAGCGACAACUCCAACACGGGCAAGCUGCUCACAGUCACGGACUCGGCCGGCAAUCGCUUCCAGAUCAUCCGCGAUCGCGUCGGCUUCGUCAAGGCCAUCGAGAACCCGCAGAAGCAGCGCGUCCAGAUCACGCUGUCCAUGAUGAAGAUGCUGCAGCAGCUGGUGGCUCCCGACGGCUACAACAUCACCUUCAACUACCACGGGGCGACGGGAUGCAUGCGCUCCAAGGUCGAGGCGGUGGGCAGGUCCUACAGUUACGAGUACGAUGCCCAGGGACGCCUCAUCCAGGCCGUCCUGCCCACAGGCCAGGUCAUCCACCUCAAUUUUGACCUGAGUGUGCGCGGUGCAGAGGUGACUGUGACCAGGGAUGGCAAGGAACCUGUCAUUACAAGACUCCGAGGCAACACCUUCAAUCAUACAUCAGGUCCCGUGGAAGCUCUAGCAGAGAUGGGAGGUCAAGGGCCGCUGAGAAUCCUGACCGCGUGGAAGCACGAGGUGUCGCUCGAACGCACCUCCUACCGGGUGCUGGAAUCGACGAGUCCCACCUCGGCCGAGAUGUUCCCCGUUCUGUCCCGCCAGCAGACGCACAUCAGCGGCAACACGGUCAACCGCUACGAGUGGAGCUAUUCGCCCGCCACUACAACCGACAGCCACAAUGGCAUGAAGGUCUCUGGCACUCUCAGGGUGAACGGAGCCGACCUCCUGACCCUGAGCUACGACCCUGUGUCUUCCACGGAAGCGCUUCUCUCCGUCUCGGGUCACAUGCUCGUUAACAUCACCUAUGACCACCUCGGCCGACCCAUCCGCUGGGUGCCCGUGGCCCCUCUGGUGGCCAGUAACGUCACCUACGACCACUGGGGCCAUAUCACCAGCUGGGUCAGGGGGAACCUCUCCGAAGACUAUUAUUACGACGACUUCCUCAGGCUGGUGGCGGUCGUAUACGCCGACGGCAAGGAUGUCAAGUACGAGUAUCGCAGCCACUUCACCAAGCCCGAGAAGGUAACUCACCCGAGUGGAAGGGCCUACGGCUUGGUUUAUGAUGACGCAGGGUCUCUUCGGGAGGUUGUAACACCCCGCGGCUCCGCUUAUACCCUUCAGCUCUCUACCUCCCUCGGCUUCUACAGGUUGAGGCUAGCAUUGCCUAUUGACAGCAUUGCUCUACAGAUGCGACUGGACGAGCAAGGGCGCGUUCUGGCCAUAACGCUGCCCGGACGCGGCGGCACGCUGCUCUACGAGUACAACGACGCUGGCCAGGUUACCGCCGAGCUCUACGGCCACGGCCUCACCGAGUACUCCUACUACGACACGGGCCUCAUGCGCAACGCCAAGACGAAGCACAGCCACUUCGACCUCCGCACCGACUACCACUACCAUGGCGGCCUCAUGAAGGAGAUGAAGCUGCGCUACGGCCCCAAGAGCAACCUCCACAACGCCAAGCUGCGCUUCCAGUACGACGGCUCAGCGCGCUUGCGCAAGGUGGAGGGAGAGGUAGACUCCACGCCUCUCACGGAAAUGUACAUUCGCUUCGACAACCAGACGGGAGUCUUACAGGGCAUCAGUGACCUGCGCAUUAUCAGGAACAAUAUCCUCGAAACGAUGAUUCAGAAUCCUAAGAAACACUACGUCAAUACGCGCAAGCAGGACAACUACGGUCGCCUCUCCGAGGUCUUUAUGACCCUGGGAGAUCGGAUGGUGUUCCUCAUGCAGCUGAAAUACGACAACCGCAACCGCAUAUCUGAGCGGCUGAUCGAGGUGGCCGGGCGGCGCGAGGGACUCAACAUCACGUACAUGCCUGACGGCCAAAUCCUGGGCGCCAACGGGAAGGUCAUCUGGAUGUACAGCUACGACGAGAACGGAAACGUCAUCAGCUACUCGGAGAAGAGCUUCCGCACGAAUCUGCAGUACGACGAGUGUGACCGCGUGACCAUGGUGGGCACGAGCGAGGUCGAGUACGACGAGCGCGGCUUCGUGAUCCGCAUCGACAACCAGAACUUCGACUUCAACACCAAGGGGCAGCUUGUGGCGGCCUGGGACAGGGAGCAGACCUGGUCUUUCAGGAUUGGCUACGACCACUUCGAUCGCGUGUCGGUGUACCAGGAUCACCACGAGAACAUCACCCAGCUCAUCUACGGGCGUCCCGACCAGCCACACCUGGUGACUCACCUGCACAACCCGCGCACCGGCGCCACCACGACGCUCCUCUACGACGACAUGAACCACCUGAUCGCCGUCGACCAGCCGGACGGACGGUACUUCGUGGCGACGGACCAGAACGGAACCCCCAUCGCCUUCUUCAACGACAUGGGCCUCCUCAUCCGGAAACAGGCUUGGAGUCCCUUCGGCAAGUUGCUGGACGCCUCCGGUGAAAAUAUGUGGGUUGGCAUCGGUCCCUGGGGAGGCUUCCUGGAGCCUGUGACGGGCAUAGUGGUGCUGAAGGGCCACGCCUACCACCCGCAGCUCCUGCAGUGGUUGACUCCACAGUGGGGGCACCUGACGCAGACCACACGCCAUGUGACGGACGUCUUUGUCUACAGGUUCAUGAACAACAAUCCGUUCAAUCCGCAAGACCGACUCCUCAGGCACUACUACACAAACGUAUCCGAGUGGCUGGAACUCUACGGCAUCGAGCUCCGCCUGGUCCUGGGCUCUGAGUAUCACGAGGACACAAUGGUGAAGCCCCGCGCCGUGGUCUCCGUGGACACCCUGGGCGCCUCGGAGGUGGUGAGCGGCCUCUGGUGCCAGUACCGCGCGGGCGUCCGCCACCUGCACGGCCUCAGCUUCUUCUCGCAGUCGCACAUCCAGCGCCAGAUGGGCACGUGGAACGGCGCGCCCAUCUCGCGCCAGGCGUCCAUCUUCGGCCCGGGCGUGCUGGUCUCCAACAUCGAUGGCCGAGUGCUCGUCACCGGCGUCGGCGACGACGACUUCGCGGGCGUCAUCGGCGACGUCAUCCGAACCGUGCUCAACAACUCCAUCAUCCUCGACGUGAGCUCCACUCAGAACGGCCUCGACACCUUCUACUUCAUCAAGGACAACCGCAAGCGAGCCGGCGAGGACAUGCAGCAUCUGCGGCGCCUCUCGGGCAUCUUCAACAUCUCGGACAGCGAGACGGAGCGCGGCCACGAGAUCCGCAUGUCCACGCCCACGGCCAACCUGGUCAUCAUGUACGGCGAGCGAGUGCAGCGCGCCCGCAACCGAGUGCUGGACGAGAUGGAGCAGCGGGCGGCCAGAGUGGCGUGGCAGCGCGAGGUGGCGCUGGUGAGCCUGGGGCGCCCUGGCACGCACAACUGGUCCCCUCAGGAGGCGGCGGAGCUCGUGCGCGAGGGCCGUGUGCCGGGCUACGUGGCCACGCACCUGCACCCGGCCUCCCGCUACCCGCUCCUGGCCGCCGACCCCUCCAAUAUCAUCUUCAAGCACGAGACUUCCCGCAAGCGCCGCAAGAGCCGCAGAAAGGGCCGAAAAAGGAGCUGGCGGCAGCGCAAGAAAGGUGGUGCAUACGAGCAGACAUGAAGAGCUAAACGCUACUAGGCUUUAGCAGCAAUGCUGUACCGCUGAACUUCCAGGCAUACGCUACUGAAUCUGCCUUUGUCGACAGAUUGUGAUAUAAUUGUACAUAGUAUAUGUAAACUUAACAGAGUUUCGAUAUAUACGCAUACUGAGUGCGGUUUUGUUCUUUCUAUAUGAGGUGAAUUAAGAAUGUAACUUUCAUUAUUAUCAUCAUAUUAUAUUCGGUGUUCUUGAGAACCCCAACUGAAACCCAUAUAUCAAGUAUGACGACUUUUGAUGUUCCUUUCAUGUGGUUUUUACCUCCGACUGUGUCAUGCGGUAAUCCUACUGUAAAAAUAUGUCAUGUAUUAUGUAAAGUAAAAUAAUGAGUUUUUAAUAAACAUUUCGAUGUACAUUUAU
This is a messenger RNA of Penaeus monodon (black tiger shrimp), 4874 nucleotides long. Its product is annotated as teneurin-m-like. The record is from RefSeq and is a predicted model, not a curated record. The transcript is spliced from 9 exons. Gene Ontology annotation, biological process: motor neuron axon guidance. Lineage: Eukaryota; Metazoa; Arthropoda; Malacostraca; Decapoda; Penaeidae. Bases 165 to 4478 code for a protein of 1437 amino acids.